Argentina anserina (silverweed cinquefoil) is the source of this 628-nucleotide messenger RNA. RefSeq lists its product as uncharacterized. The record is from RefSeq and is a predicted model, not a curated record. Gene Ontology annotation, cellular component: U2-type catalytic step 1 spliceosome. Lineage: Eukaryota; Viridiplantae; Streptophyta; Magnoliopsida; Rosales; Rosaceae. Gene Ontology annotation, biological process: mRNA splicing, via spliceosome.
UUUUAGAGGCUCCUUUACUCAAUCCAAUCAAACUCCUUCCCUUUCUGGCGUUUGAAGAGUAGCAAAGAUGGCAGAGCGUAAGGUUAUCAACAAGUACUACCCGCCGGAUUUCGACCCGUCCAAGCUGCCCCAAGCCCGGCGGCCGAAGACCCAACAAAUUAAGGUUAGUAUGAUGCUUCCGAUGAGCAUUAGAUGCAACACCUGCGGAAACUACAUCUACAAAGGCAGAAAGUUCAACUCGCGUAAAGAUGUCGUUGGCGAGAAGUAUUUGGGAACUCAAAUCUUUAGAUUUUACUUCAAGUGCCCCGAGUGCUCGGCGGAGCUUGCGAUGAAGACGGACCCGCAAAACUCAGACUAUGUAAUGGAGCCCGGGACUAUCUGAAACUUUGAGCCUUGGCUUAAUGAGGAUGAGGACGCGGAUAAGGAGAAACAGAAGAGGGAGUCAGAAGAGACGGGAGAUGCUAUGAAGUCUUUGGAAAGAACAGUGGAUUUGAAACGGGAGAUGGAUAUCCUUGCUGCUUUGGAUGAGAUGAUUCAGCCGUCCAGGCAAGCAACUGUGAGUGUGGAUGAGAUGUUCGAAGCUCUGCAACAUCCGCUUGCGCACAAUAAGAAAAGGCUGGAGUGUUAA